AUGCUCGUCGGCGCGAAUAAUUUCCACUACGCGUACGCGUCCAUCAGAGAUGAAGGCGCGAAUUGCCCGGUGUUGAUUUACGUCUCGACCGCGGAAGUUGACGCGUUGUGCGCGUUUAGGACGUUGAAGAUGAUGCUGAAGAGCGACCACGUGGCGUUCAGCGCGUACCCGGUGAGCGAGUACGACGAGCUACAGCGCCUGGGGGCGGAGAUCCCGGACGACGGGUUGCAGCGGGCGAUUGUGUUGAUCAAUUGCGGAGGGACGGAGGACGUUCGAGCGGUGAUGGGGUUGAGAAAGGGGGCGCGGGCGUACGUGUUCGAUUCGCACAGGCCGUUGGACUUAGUGAACGUGAGCGCAGAUAAUCAGGACGUUCUCGUGAUGCGAGACGACAAGGAAGGGGAGGAGUCGUUUCCAGAGCCGCACUCGGACGAUAGCGACAGCGAUGACUCCAGCGAUGACGACGAAGGUCCAGAGUCGCCUAGGACGCGUCGAGUGCGGAGGCAAGAGCGCGCACGGGAUCGCGCGGCGUAUUACGCUCGAGGGUCCUUCUACGGUCGAGCGUCCGGGAUUAUAAUGCACGAUAUAGCGUACAAAUUGAACAAGGAUAGGCUGGAGAAUUAUUUACCGCUGUGGUUGGCGGUGGUGUCUAUGACGGAUCAAUAUUUGCACCAGCGUCUGUCGCAUGAGAUGUACACGUCGUGCGUGAUGGAGCUUGCAACGCGCGUGAGCGCCAUGUCGAACGCGGAUCAACCGAUGACGCGGUAUUUAGAAGACGGUACUGUCGUAAACGCAUUCUCCGAGCGUCGUUUACAGUACAACGAGGAGUUCAGAUUUAUGCUUCUUCGACACUGGACGCUGUACGAUUCCAUGCUGCACAGCAACUACGUCGCAACGGCUUUACAAACGUGGACGGAGAGGGGCCGUGCGAAUCUCAACUCUCUCUUCGCCCACGUGGGGAUUUCACUGGACGUGGCGAAGCAGAAAUACAAGCACAUGGAGCCUGAGAAGAUGAAACAGUUUGAAGAGAGAUUGGAGCAGUACGGAUCGUCACACGGAUUGGACAACGUCAAGUUCUGGUCGUUCCAGUACUCGCACGGUUAUUCCGUCAAGGUGUGCGCCGCGGAUGUCGUCUACGGCGCGACGGCUUUGCUGGAGGGAUUGGGCGAAUCGGGGGAGGGAGACGGGAGCGCCGCCGAUAAUUUUUGGCGCGCAGCGCAGGCGUUAUCGUUGGGUAACUGGGAAGAGAUGGAAUCCGGGAUCGGGCACGCCAUUCGACUGCAACAAGCCGUCAUGCGUCAGGGUAGCGUCGCGCUCUCGUCCUCGGCGCACAUUCGCACGACAGGGAGCUUGAGGUGCUACAACCUUCUCGAUCACGGUUCGCCGGCGGAUGUCAAGCUUUUCACCCAUCCUCUCUCUCUUCUGAAACUUGCGCUGUUCAUCCAAGACGCCCUGAGACUGACUAGAAACAGAAUUCGGCCUCUUGUCGUCAUUGGUCCGUCUUCGGAAGAUGAUUCGUUCGCCUUGAUCGUCGGCGUCACGGCAAAGCCAAACACAGACGACACCUCCGGUGGAAACUUUUUUACCUACUCCUUCAAGUUGGCCGCCGAGAGAAUCAACGCUCGUUUCAAGCACGGCUCUUUCGAGGCGUCGAUCAUUCAAGUGGCGAAGCGUGACUUGGGUCAAUUCAUUGAGGCACUGUCGGAUAUAGACGCAGAGCGCCUUGCGCGCCUUAGAGCGAGUGCGGACUGA
Molecule: messenger RNA, 1749 nt
Organism: Ostreococcus tauri
Lineage: Eukaryota; Viridiplantae; Chlorophyta; Mamiellophyceae; Mamiellales; Bathycoccaceae
Product: CDC45 family
Exons: 2
Coding region: 1-1749 (582 amino acids)
Biological process (GO): double-strand break repair via break-induced replication; DNA replication initiation; mitotic DNA replication preinitiation complex assembly
Cellular component (GO): DNA replication preinitiation complex
Molecular function (GO): chromatin binding; DNA replication origin binding; single-stranded DNA binding
Source: RefSeq, a predicted model, not a curated record